Leptosia nina is the source of this 1593-nucleotide messenger RNA. The record is from the annotation of a GenBank genome assembly. Lineage: Eukaryota; Metazoa; Arthropoda; Insecta; Lepidoptera; Pieridae.
AUGAAGUUUCUUUAUUGUCUUUAUUUUUUUGUCGUGUGGAAGAGUAUAUCAGCUUUUCAAUUUACUGACUCUAUGGCUAAACAGUGCAAAGGAUUUAUUAAGAAGACCAAACACACAUACGGUCCUUUUUACAUGGUAGCAUCUGAAGAGAUUCGGAAAUUCAAGUCCGAUUCCACUAUAGACUUUGAGAUGCACUUUGCUAUUAUGGGGCCUAGCGAUGGCCAUAUUUUACUGUCAGAUGAAGCAAAACAGACUAAUGGUUCUUAUGAAAUUGCAAUUGGAGCAGGUAGAAAUACAUUUGUGGACAUACGCGGGAAGGACAGUAUUUCGAAGAAUUCUACUAUUAUCAAGGAUAUCCUCUCACCGGGAGAAUACAGAGCUUUCCACAUUAAACAAUAUAAUGAUGGAACAAUCGCAUUGACCAGAGAAGGGGACCGGCAACCGCUUGUUUUUUACAAGGACCCGACACCGAUUCGAAUUGAAUUCUUCAGUUUUAGUACUUGGUCUGAAAUUGAGGGUAAAUUUUACUUCGACUGCCCAGUUCCGAAUAUUUCCAAAAAAACAAACAUCACACAAGUUAAAAUCCAAGAGUGUAAAUUGUUCACGAGCAAGACGAACUGUACCUAUGACACUUUCUUUAAUACCAAGGGAAACAAUCGUCCUAAUAUUAAAUUAGAUCCUUGGAUCGAUUUUGAAAUGCACUUUGAAGUGAUGGCUGCAAAUGACGCUCAUCUUCUACUAUCUACAGAGGCGAGAGAUUCUUAUUUAAAUGGUCCAGUAUAUGAAAUAGCUAUAGGAAAUGACAGUAAUUCAGUUACAGAAUUACGUAAAUAUUAUGAAUCAUUGCGCAGUGACUGGGCACUGACACCCAAUAUUUUAUCUGCGUCAGAAUUUAAAUAUUUCAAUAUCAAAAUAUACAAAGCUGGAUCCAUUGUGCUUAGUAAAGACGGUGUUUCUGAACCAAUCUUAAACAUCGUUGAUUAUAAUCCAAUAUCAGUAAAGUACUUUAGUUUUGACACGAGCGACAACGUCGAGGCUAAAUUUCUUUAUGGAUGUUCAGACAUGAAUGAGACCGCAAAAAAAAUAUUUGAAGGACAAUAUGAAAGGGGCUGUAAGACAUAUAUAAGACAACAGGGUGGCAACUUUAACAAAUUUAUAAAAGCUGAAGAUCUCGAAUAUAAUAAUCGAAAUGAAGAUGUUACCUUUGAAAUGAACUUCGCAGUAUUAGCCGCUCAAGAUGCGCACUUUCUACUAUCCACGGUACCAAAUCUCGCUGGACCUAUCUAUGACAUUGGAAUAGGUAUAGAUUCAAAUCAAAUGACCGAGAUACGUCGGAGCUACGAUGAAAUAUCAGGAGAGUUUGCUGUGACACAUAAUAUUUUAUCGCCAACAAAAUAUAAACAGUUUUAUACAAAAGUAUACAAAGACGGUACCAUAGAAUUAGGGAUGGAAGGUAGCCUUCGGCCCAUCCUCAAUUUCACGGAUACAAAAGCGGUUCCCGUUAACUUCUUCAGUUUUUCUGCUGGUUCCAGCAUGGAUGCCAAGUUCCGUUAUGACUGUCCCAAACCGGAUUUGAGUGACUCAACAGAAUAA